AGAAUGUUUCUGCCUAAUGACACUGAGUUCUAUCCCUCUUCAUUCCUUUUACUGGGCAUCCCAGGACUAGAACAUAUGCAUGUCUGGAUUGGAUUUCCUUUUUUCUUUGUAUAUGUUGUGGCUGUCAUGGGGAAUGCAGUUAUCCUCUUAGUGAUUCAGAAUGAACAGAGCCUCCAUGAGCCCAUGUACUACUUCCUGGCUAUGUUGGACUCCAUUGAUCUAGGCUUGUCUACAGCCACCAUCCCCAAAAUGCUUGGUAUAUUCUGGUUCCAACUUGGGAACAUCUCCUUUGGAGGCUGCCUUUCUCAGAUGUUCUUCAUACACUUCUUUACUGCCAUGGAGAGUAUUGUGUUGGUUUCAAUGGCAUUUGACCGUUAUGUUGCCAUUUGUAAACCCCUUCGGUACACCAUGAUUCUCACUAACAAAGUCAUCAUCAUCAUUGCAUGUGUUUCCAUUCUGCGGAGUUUGUACAUGGUACUUCCACUGGUGGUACUACUCCUGAGACUGCCUUACUGUGGGAAUCAUGUAAUUCCUCAUACUUAUUGUGAGCACAUGGGAAUUGCCAGACUGGCAUGUGCCAGCAUCAAAGCAAAUAUUUUGUUUGGUCUGGGCAACAUUUCUCUUUUACUAUUGGAUGUCCUUCUCAUUGUUCUUUCCUAUAUCAGGAUUCUUUAUGCUGUCUUUUGCCUCCCCUCUUGGGAAGCCCGGUUUAAAGCUAUAAACACGUGUGGCUCCCACAUUGCUGUUAUCUUAGCCUUUUUCACACCAGCAUUUUUCUCUUUCUUGACACAUCGUUUUGGCCAUAAUGUUCCCCAAUAUAUUCAUAUAUUAUUGGCCAAUCUAUAUGUAGUUGUUCCGCCAGCCCUUAAUCCUGUGAUCUAUGGUGUCAGGACAAGGCAAAUUAGAGAGCGUGUUGUCAGCAUUUUUUAA
Suncus etruscus (white-toothed pygmy shrew) is the source of this 930-nucleotide messenger RNA. Its product is annotated as olfactory receptor 52E8. Lineage: Eukaryota; Metazoa; Chordata; Mammalia; Eulipotyphla; Soricidae. Gene Ontology annotation, molecular function: G protein-coupled receptor activity; olfactory receptor activity. The transcript has a single exon. The record is from RefSeq and is a predicted model, not a curated record. Gene Ontology annotation, biological process: G protein-coupled receptor signaling pathway. Gene Ontology annotation, cellular component: membrane. The coding region runs from base 4 to 930 and encodes 308 amino acids.